Mus pahari (shrew mouse) is the source of this 249-nucleotide messenger RNA. RefSeq names its product small ubiquitin-related modifier 2-like. Gene Ontology annotation, molecular function: protein tag activity; ubiquitin-like protein ligase binding. Gene Ontology annotation, biological process: protein sumoylation. The coding region runs from base 1 to 249 and encodes 82 amino acids. The record is from RefSeq and is a predicted model, not a curated record. The transcript has a single exon. Lineage: Eukaryota; Metazoa; Chordata; Mammalia; Rodentia; Muridae. Gene Ontology annotation, cellular component: nucleus.
AUGGCCGACGAGAAACCCAAGGAAGGAGUCAAGACUGCGAACGACGAUCAUAUUAAUUUGAAGGUGUUGGGACAGGAUGGUUCUGUGGUGCAGUUUAAGAUUAAGAGGCAUACACCACUUAGUAAACUAAUGCAAGCCUAUUGUGAACGGCAGGGUUUGUCAAUGAGGCAGAUCGGAUUCCGGUUUGAUGGGCAACCAAGCAAUGAAACAGACACACCUGCACAGUUGGAAAUGGAGGAUGAAGAUUGA